Dimorphilus gyrociliatus is the source of this 307-nucleotide messenger RNA. NCBI's taxonomy places the organism in Eukaryota, Metazoa, Annelida, Polychaeta, Dinophilidae. The record is from the annotation of a GenBank genome assembly.
UAUGGGAGUUGCCGAUUUAUCUUGCGGUUUACUUUCAGUUGCACCAUCGAUUGUUUCAGCUGUUAUUGAAAGAUGGCCAUACGGAAUGAUUUGGUGUCAGGUAUCUGGAAUUAUCCAUUCGUCGAGUGUGACUACUUCAAUGUAUACAGUAGUUCUCGUCUCUUUGGAUAGAUAUUUCGCAAUUGUUCAUUCAAUAAAAUAUCGUCAAAUUGUUACUUUAAGAAGAAUAAGAAUAGCAAUAUUUGUAAUGUGGAUGCUCAAUUUAUGUGCCCUUGCCAAAUUCGAUAUUUUUGGUUUUAUGUACUAA